CGCGGACGCUCUCCACGUGAUGCAAUGCGAUCAAAAUAGCCCGCUUAUCUGAUUUGAUGCAGAUUAGAUACACGUUGGUCCCGUCGCAGUCUAGUGCGCUCAUCCCUCCAAGUUUCCGCGCCCCCGCCUCCCAGUGCUCGAUGGAGGCCGUCUGCCGCGAUGAAGCGGGAUUUGGGCCAGCGGCGUCCUGCCGCGCGAUGGACUUCAGCCUUGGGUUCCAGUACCGCAUCCUCGCCAUCCUUCCCGCUGCUGUCUUCCUUUUCCUCGGCAUUACGCGCACGACCGACCUUUGGCGGAGGCAUUCGAUCACCAAGUCGGCCCUCGACGCGCUCGUAUGCGUGAAACUUAGCUUGUACGCGGUGCUUCUGGCAUCGCUGGCUGCAACCCUAGGCCUUCUCCCCCGCGAUGGAUGGGCGGAAUGGGCGACCACGGCGUUUGGGCUCGACCUGGCGGCGACGGCUUUUUCCCAGGUCGUCCUCGCGCCGCUGUCGUACCUGCAUCACACCCGCCGUCCGGCUCCCAGCACACUCAUCACCUGCUAUCUCCUGCUCACUACAUUAUUCUCCGCGACCCAGCUACGCACAUACGCGAAUACGCCUCUGAAGCACCUGCAGUUCUUCCCCGCAUUCGCUGUCGCAUUCGGCGCGCGAGCAUGCUUGGUGUUCGUUGAGCUCACGCACAAGCGGAGGUUCCUCAGGGCGUCGCACAAGCCCGUUGCGCACGAGCCGACAGCUUCCCUGCCCGCGCGCCUCUUCUUCGUCUGGCUUUACCCCGUCCUGAUCAGCGGCUUCCGACGCACCUUCACACUCGACGACCUCAACGCCUUUGGGCUGCCCGAAAACCUGUCCUCCGCCCCUGCCAACCGCCGCCUCCGCGAGAUGCUCGCCGUCGACAAAGGCAAAGACGGCCGACACCACAUCUUCGGGCCCUCCAUCCGCGCGUUCGCGCCCGAAUUCCUCGCACCGGUGACGCCGAAGCUGCUCUUGGUCGCGGCGACGUUCGCCCAGCCGUACCUCGUGAAGCGCAUGCUCAGCUUCAUCGACUCGUACUCGGACGACAACGUGCACCAGGACGCGGCGCAGGGCUGGGCGCUCGUCGGGGCGUACGCGAUCGUGUACCCAAGCAUUGCGUUCUUGACUGGGCUGUAUUGGGACCGCGUGUACACGAUGGUCGUCACGUAUCGCGCGGCGCUGGUCAGCGUCAUCAUGGACAAGUCGAUGUUGCUGUCCGCGACGGUGGCGGAGAGCGAAGGACGCAGUGCCGCGGUGACGUACAUGUCCGUCGACGUCGAGCGUGUCUGCGAGGGCAUUGCGUUCUUCCACGAGACGUGGUCGGCGGUCGUAUCCAUUGUCGUCGCAGCAGUGGUUCUAUGGUUCCAGGCAUCCUUCGCCAUGAUCCCGCCCAUCUGCAUCAUGGCCGGCUUCUGCUUCAUCACCAGCUGGGUCGGCAAGCGCGUCGCCAAAGCCCAGAAGAACUGGAUGGGUAGCACACAAGCGCGAAUCAAAGUCCUGACGUCGGUCAUGUCGCAGAUCAUCCCCAUCAAGCUACUGGCCGUCGAGCUCGCCGUGCCCAAGUGGGUAGAGCCUGUCCGCAACAAGGAGAUUGCCUUCUUGCGCUCCUUCUUCAAGCAGCUGGUCAUCGUCGGUGUCCUCUCUUCAGCGACGAUCAACUUGGCCGGCGUCUCUGCUCUUGGCACAUACGUCGGCAUCAAGGACGAGCAGCUGAGGCCGGAGCACCUCUUCACAAUCCUGACGGUGGUCAACCUCGCCACGCUGCCAAUCAGCACCGUGGGCAACUGCUUCCCGCUCUUGCUGGCGUCGUUCGCGAGUAUGAAGCGCAUCGAGGGCUUCUUGUCCAUGGAGGAGCGUCCGGCAAGCGAUGGGUUGCGGCAGACGGCGGACCUGAAGCUGCUGAACGAGGACUUGGACGACGGAGAGAUGACGGCGAGGUCGUCGAUCACGGCAGUCCCGAGGCAGUUGCAGCUGUCGCAUGUGACGGUCGAGGGGAACACGAGUGGCAAGGCACUCCUGUCCGACGUGUGCGCGAACAUCUAUCCGAACAGCCUGAACAUGAUCGCAGGGCCCGUAGGAUCGGGCAAGACGACGUUGCUGAGGACCUUGCUCGGCGAGACCAAGAUCGUGACGGGGACCGGCACUUUGCCGACGGGACGUAUUGCGUACGCACCCCAGGAGGCGUUCGUGUGGCCGACGACUGUGCGCGAGAAUAUCGUUCUUGAUAACCUGUUCGACGCCGAGUGGUACGAGACCGUGAUCGAUGCGUGUGCGCUACGCCCCGACCUGGCGCGUAUGGACAAGGGCGACAUGACGGUGAUGGCAGAUGCCGGAGGCUCCGUGAGCGGUGGUCAGAGGCAGCGGAUCUCCCUCGCGCGCGCGGUGUACGCCCGCUGCCGCGUAACGCUCCUCGACGACUGCUUCUCGGCGCUCGAUGCGCACACAUCCAACGCCGUGUUCGACGCGCUGUUCGGAAGUAAGGGCCUCUUGCGCGGCGGGAUCGUUGUGCUCGCCACCCACAGCCAUCGGCAUCUCGGCGUCGCGGACCAUGUCAUUGUGCUCGAUGGGGGGUCCGUCGUGGCAGAGGGGACGCUGGCGGAGCUGCAUGCGCACCAUGUCGACCUGCGCAAGUAUGUCGGCGAGCAGAAGGACGAGGAGGAGCAGGACAUUGCGGACGAUGACGAGUCUGCUGCGACCGCGGCGGGGACGCCUACUACACCUGCCCCCGGACCCAUGAAGACGGGGAUGCAAGCGCCUGCGAAGCCCAAGGACGCGGAGAACGACAAGAAGGAAGCUCCCAGCGUCUCCUCCUGGGCGCCCUACCGCUUCUACCUCCACGCCUGCGGCUACCCGCGCCUCCUCCUCUGCCUCGCCUGCCUUAUCCUCUACACCGGCAUGCAGGUCGGCCUCCAGAUCCUCCUCCGUUUCUGGUCCGAGAGCGGCUCGCGCAACCACGGGCCCUGGCUCGGCGGCUACGCCGCCUUUACCGUCGCCUGCUUCCUCGCGUCCUUCGUCACCAUGUACACCUACACACAGCACACCGCGCCGCAUGCCUCGCUCGCGAUCCACGCGCGCCAGCUCGACGCGGUACUCGGCGCGCCCGUCACGUACUUCCAGCGCACGCCCGCGGGCAUGCUGCAGAACCGCUGGUCGAGCGACAUGUUUGUGGCCGACUUUGCAUUCCCGCGCGCGAUCCAGGAUUUCACGUUCACCGCGGUGUAUGUCAUUGGCGCGGUCGUGCUGAUCCUGAUUGCGGUGCCCUGGCUGGCGAUCGCGGUACCAUUCAUUGGGCUGUUCUACUGGUCGCUGCAGCGCGUGUACUUGGCGACGUCGAGGCAAUUGCAAAGGCUCACGAUGAGCUCGAAGACGCCGAUGUACACCGCGUUCACGUCUUCGCUCAACGGAUUGGUCACCAUCCGCGCUUUCCAGGCUGAACGUCUCUUCAAGACCGCCUGCGCCCAUCACCUUGACCGCGCGCAAGCGCCCAUGUACUACCGUUACGCCGGCAUCCGUUUCCUUCGCACUGCGCUCAACCUUCUGACGGCACUCAUCGCCAUCGCCAUCGCGGCGCUCGCAGUCGGUUUGCGCGGUUCAACUUCCGGUGGCUUCCUCGGCGUCGCACUCUCCCAGCUCGUCAGCCUCGCGCAGAGCCUCAUCAACCUCCUCCUCGCUUACACCCGCGUGGAGAACGGUGUCGUCUCCGUCGAGCGUGUCUUCGAGCUUGACUCCCUGCGCAAGGACUACGACCCGGAGAAGGACGCCAAGGUCGACCCGGGCCCGAGCUGGCCGAGUGCGGGGCAGAUCGAGUACAGAGGCGUCAGCCUACGCUAUGCGGAGGACUCGCCGUAUGUGCUGGACGACCUGACCUUCACGGUGCGCAGUGGGCAGAAGCUGGGUAUCUGUGGGCGCACGGGCAGCGGCAAGAGCAGCACCGUCUUCGCGCUGCUCCGUGGGCUUGAUCAGGAGGAUCUUGUGCAGGGCCAGAUCCUCAUCGACGGUGUGGACAUCUCGACUGUGCCAGUCAAGAGGCUGCGCGAGGCAAUCAGUACCGUCUCCCAAACGCCCUUCCUUCUCUACGCUUCCCUUCGCGACAACCUUCUCCUUGGCUGUGCGGAAGGCAUCGACGAUCAGCAGAUUUGGUCUGCCCUCGAUCUUGUCGGCAUGAAGACUGCUGUGGAGAACCUCGACGGCAAGCUUGACACCUUGAUCUCUGCGGACGGUCUUCAGUUCUCUGGCGGUGAGCGUCAACUGCUGUGCAUCGCGCGCGUACUCUUGCAGAAGCGCCGCAUCGUCGUGCUCGAUGAAGCGACGUCUAGCAUGGACAUGGCUACGGACAAGAAGCUCCUGGAGGUACUGCAGACAGCCUUGCGCGAUACGACUGUUAUCUCGGUCGCGCAUCGUAUCUCUACCAUCAUCGACUAUGACACCGUUAUGGUUAUGGCUGACGGGCGCAUCGUUGAGAUUGGUGUUCCCCAGGAGCUCCUCCGCAUGCCUGGCUCGCGCUUCGAGGCGCUGCACAGGGACCAGCAGUAGAGUUCGGUCUUUAAGACUGAUACUCCUCACUGCUGCUGCUUGUCCUUGUGACCCAUCUGUCACUUCUCAUGUCUCCUACGACCCGCCUCUCGAUUUGUACGUCCCCCCGAUGACUCGAUUUACUAAAAUAAUGGCGAAGGGCAAGCUAGGAUUGCACCUUCAUUUAGCUUCAUCUACGGUACCGCUGCAACACCUACUGAUAUUCCAGAGAUACCUGUAUAAUAUAUAUUCACCCUUGGAGUACGAAUAGAUGUUGUUGGCAUUUGUUCGUCGAACAGUAGUGUCUGCGCGCGGGAAGGGCGGUGUGCCACCAGUGCCACGGGGCGGUUAGCUGUCGUUUGCAAGUCAUACUCAUGCACUAGGC
This is a messenger RNA of Schizophyllum commune H4-8, 4908 nucleotides long. RefSeq names its product P-loop containing nucleoside triphosphate hydrolase protein. Gene Ontology annotation, molecular function: ATP hydrolysis activity; ABC-type transporter activity; ATP binding. Gene Ontology annotation, biological process: transmembrane transport. The coding region runs from base 57 to 4544 and encodes 1495 amino acids. Gene Ontology annotation, cellular component: membrane. The transcript is spliced from 11 exons. Lineage: Eukaryota; Fungi; Basidiomycota; Agaricomycetes; Agaricales; Schizophyllaceae. The record is from RefSeq and is a predicted model, not a curated record.